AACGCGAUUAUGAAAAUGGCAGGAUUCACUGGGUAAAGAUGGGAGAAUUGGUAGGUUUCAUUGGGAAGGAAGGCUGGGUCGCGAAUUGUGGUCUACAGCAGUUGCGUAGCGUCCCUUACCCUUGUUCUCAUGCAACCUUUAUUUGGCUAGUUGUUGCCGUACACAUAAGGUCAUUAACUCAGCGCUUAA
Molecule: messenger RNA, 189 nt
Organism: Dentiscutata heterogama
Lineage: Eukaryota; Fungi; Glomeromycota; Glomeromycetes; Diversisporales; Gigasporaceae
Source: the annotation of a GenBank genome assembly